Molecule: messenger RNA, 1083 nt
Organism: Suillus paluster
Lineage: Eukaryota; Fungi; Basidiomycota; Agaricomycetes; Boletales; Suillaceae
Exons: 3
Coding region: 1-1083 (360 amino acids)
Biological process (GO): double-strand break repair
Cellular component (GO): cytoplasm; PML body
Molecular function (GO): single-stranded DNA binding; 5'-tyrosyl-DNA phosphodiesterase activity
Source: RefSeq, a predicted model, not a curated record
AUGACUGACGUUUAUCGAGACGUUCAUCCAGCCCAUUACUUUGCUAAAUCGAAACAAUGGAUUCCAGGUCCAUUUCAGCUCAAACUGAGGAGAUCACAAGAGCACCAGAAGCAUACUCCCAACUUCAUCCGUGUCGUAUCGUGGAAUAUUGACUGCAUGAGGCCCGAAGCAGAGCUCCGCCUAGACGCCUCCCUCUCGUAUCUCCAACACAACGUCUUCAAAUGCAGGACAAAUCGCAAAUGUCCUGAACCAUGCUCUAUCCUACUCCAGGGCGUUCUGGCAACUGCAUUCACUACCAUUCUCCACAAUAAGUGGGUGCAGAAUUGUUUCGUCGUCAUUCCCUCCACCACAGACGCCUGGCCUAGGCUUGCCAAGUAUGGCACUGUUACGCUCGUCUCUCGUUCCCUGCGCAUCACAAAGUCAUUUUCCAUUCAUUUUAGCUGCUCUGAGUUGCAGCACCAUGCUAUUUUCGUAGAUGUCAAGCUAAGCGGUCUCCUCGAUCCAACGCAAGCCCCCCGGUCAUCUGAGUCUACCGUGACCUUGCGAAUUGCUAACACCCACCUUGAGCCUUUACCCGAUGGCGCUCCAAUGAGGGAGAAACAACUCAAGCUCAUCGCUAAUGCUCUAAUGCAGGACGAACUGUUUGGAGGAGUCGUUGGAGGUGACUUUAAUGCUCUCACACCCGAUGACUACGCAAUUGUUGGAUCUGUUGGCUUGUGGGAUGCUUGGAGCGGCGAUGAUGCGGAUGAAAGAGGCUUCACUUGGGGGUAUCAACCUCGUUCUCCACUCGCACCAGGAAGACUGGACAAGUUGGUCUAUACGCCACGUCCAGGAUUAUUUAUGGACACCCCAAAGAAGAUUGCUAUUGGAAAGAAAUACGGGAAACCGACGCGGAGGAGGUGGGUCAGCGACCAUUAUGCCCUGCUCACCAGGGUGCAAUGCGUAUAUUUCGCAUCUGAUGCUUCAGAUUAUGAAUCAUCAGAUCACGAGCACGUCCAGCAAGGACUGAGAGAGCAAAGGAAUAUCGAGACAUGCUCGCUUGAUUCACUAGCACCCGCUCGUGUCUCAUUCACCACCUCAUAG